Molecule: messenger RNA, 2289 nt
Organism: Cucurbita pepo subsp. pepo (vegetable marrow)
Lineage: Eukaryota; Viridiplantae; Streptophyta; Magnoliopsida; Cucurbitales; Cucurbitaceae
Source: RefSeq, a predicted model, not a curated record
CCCCAGAAUUCCAAAUUUAUCGUUUUUGAAUUUCUUGGCUUAGUGUGAGAUCGAAAUAUACCUACCUAACCGAAUCUUAACAAUGAGUGAAUCAAUGAGUGAAAGUAUGAGAAAUUGAGUUUAAUCCCGUUUAUAGCAUAUGGCAAACCAAUCACUUCCCGAAGGGUACUAGCCUUCGUAUUAUUUAACUAAAAUAAUAAUAUAGUUUUUUUUUUCUUUUCGAAUAUUUAUUCUUUUUGUUUUUUCAUUUUUUAGACGUUUCUUCUAAUCACUACUAAACCACUAUUUUCAUUUGAUAUUCUAUAAUGUAAUUAAUAUAACUAUAUAUUCAAAUUGUAAAAUUUAUGUAUAUUAUUUCUUUUUUAAUAAAGAAAAAAAAAAUGCAAUUCAAUUUCAAAUAAAAGAAUUUCUAUAUAGAAUUAUAUGGGUAAUAGUGAUUAGAAUGAACGAUUCAUAAAUAUAAAUCCCAAAUCAAAAAAUUCUAUGGAAUAAUGAAAGACAGAAAAAUCCUUCGAAUUGCAUCAUAUUAGUCGAUUAUAUUUAUAUUGACAAUUUCAAAAAACUAUUCAUACUAUGAUCAUAGUAUGAUGGCAGUCGGGCAAGUAUGCCCCCAUCGUCUAGUGGUUCAGGACAUCUCUCUUUCAAGGAGGCAGCGGGGAUUCGACUUCCCCUGGGGGUAGGGUACUACGAAAGGAAGUUGAUCAUGGAUUAUCAAUAAGCUUGGAAUUGAUUCUUCCCGGGUCGAUGCCCGAGCGGUUAAUGGGGACGGACUGUAAAUUCGUUGGCAAUAUGUCUACGCUGGUUCAAAUCCAGCUCGGCCCAAUAAUUCGCGGAUCCACCAUAAAAUGAUAUAACCCAUUUGUCCUUCGACAGAAAUGCUUGAUAUGAAAGAAUAAAAAAAACUCUUUUUUUAUUGAUUGACAGAUUGAUUAUCAAUCAAUUUGACAAUAACGAAAAAAUGACUAUUAAUCCAUGCUCCUCUCACUAAAGUACAUGUCUCCGCGCAUAUCAAUCUAUUACUCGCGUCUCUGUCUGGUAAAAUAUGACAAUUCGAAUCAAAAAUCUACAUAGAAAGGUUUGAAGGAAAUUAAAUCAACAACAUAUGUUGUACACUUUAUUUCCCCGGGAUUGUAGUUCAAUUGGUCAGAGCACCGCCCUGUCAAGGCGGAAGCUGCGGGUUCGAGCCCCGUCAGUCCCGAUGGAUCCAAAUCCAAUAAAAAAAAAUACAUCAAUUCAUCUCUUUCUUUCCUGUGAAAGAGAGAACAAAUAACAUAACUUAAUUUUAUUCCAAACGGGAUCUCUCUUAUUUUUUUUCCACAUUUUUCAUCAAAAAAAAAUAGGGAAAUUUCCAUUUCUUCAACGAGUAUUGAUUGAUGGGAGAAAGCCAUAUGUGCCAUAUGUGAAUUACCGCAAUUAUUGGUAGCAUCAUAUUCCGGAUUCGAAAGAAUACCGUACUGGGUCUAGUUGAUUACGCCCGAUUUUUGUAAUGGAAUAGAGUACUAUACGUUUCCGGGAAGCACAUACACAAAGGGAAUUUGGACGAUACAAAAAAAAUUGUACAUAGUAAACUAUGAUCUAAUUUUUCGUCUUAAAGCAAAAUAUAUACGUUCAGGCUCCGAUUUUGUGUAACCUCAAUUAGUAAAUUCAAUUACUAAUUUGAAUUUGAAAUAAUCUAUCUCAUUCAAAUUUCACACUUAACUUUUGAUAUAUACGUCCCACUACUAAUUCAAGGAAAGAGGAUAUUAAUACAAACAAGGAUCCCCAUCUAUCUGUCUUAGUGAGGGAAUUAAUAAUUUUUGAAAGUUUAAGUUUAGUUUAAUUAUUUUUUUUUAAGAAGAUUUGAUCAGUACAAAAAAAGGAAGGAGUUUAGUUCGAACCUACCUCCUUUUCCUUUUUUGAAUUUCGCUGCUAUUGUUUGCUUGAGUUUGUUUAUAAACAAUGUGAGGGUAAAGGUAGUCUGAUGAGACUUCAUCAGAUAAUUGCAUUGGACAAGAGGGCAGUAGAUUAUAGAAAAGAAAGAAUGCAAAAAAUUAGAAAUAAAAAAAAAGUACAGAAAUUCUUGAUUGCAUCAGGAAUCCCAUUUUGUUUGAAUUCGGUAUGGAUAAAAGAUCUUCCUAUGUUAUACUAUUCAAUUCUCGACGAUGAAUCGAUUUGAUAGCUCCGAUAUUGUUAUUCAUGAUAUUUUAAUACGAUUCGAUAUCAUCGAGAUGCAAUGCAGCCCAUUGAAUUUACAAGCGAAACAUUUAUCAUCUCUAUGGGAUUAAAUCCCGAGUUAUUGCGAAUAAAAAA